Messenger RNA from Homarus americanus (American lobster), 5204 nucleotides. Its product is annotated as dipeptidyl peptidase 8-like. Gene Ontology annotation, molecular function: dipeptidyl-peptidase activity; serine-type peptidase activity. The record is from RefSeq and is a predicted model, not a curated record. The transcript is spliced from 18 exons. Bases 160 to 2703 code for a protein of 847 amino acids. Lineage: Eukaryota; Metazoa; Arthropoda; Malacostraca; Decapoda; Nephropidae. Gene Ontology annotation, biological process: proteolysis.
GCCUGAGCCUCGACCUGACCGGUCGUGAGACAGACGAUACACUAUUUUCAUGUUUUUUUUUUUGACUUGAGGGACAACCACCACGAACUCGCCUCUCCCCUUGGCACAACAGCUUCAAAAGAUGACCUGAAAUAUUGAAGGCUUGUGAAUGAGGAAAAAAUGCCACGGAUACCUACAGGUAGUGGUGGCGUCUCGCGGGGAGCCGUAGGCACAGGAGGAAAUUCGUUGAAUUGGCGGGAGGUCCACCUACGUGUCCGGGAGCUCAGGAGAACUUUUCUUCACUUAUCUGUUAAAACCCCCACAGACGUCACAUUUCGCCGUCUUGGGCCCUCACAGUUACGAUGUUAUUUUCUCUUAUCCCCCGGUCAGGGCAGAGAAUCUACAUUAUUUUAUGCCGACAUCAAUCUGGAAUCGGUUACUUGUGGCAAGCUUGCGAACCAAACUUGGGGUAGCAGAAUUAUAUACCAAGAGGUGUUGGACUCUGGCCAUUCCUUCCUCUGGCGGCGAACGUCUCGAGAGGAACAGCUUUUGAGCGAACGACGCCGCAUUUCAACAUGGGGGAUUACGAACUAUGAACUUCACCCCACGUCCGGCACCUUGGUCUUCCCAGCUUCCUCCACCAUCUUCCAAUGUGUGCAUCCAGAACGGCCGACUGGGCCUAUAAGUCCAAGAGAAUUACCUAGUUGCCAAGUCAGACUCAACCCUCAAAUAUGUCCUGCAAAUCCAAACCUCAUUGCCUUUGCAGCGCGAUACGACAUCUAUCUCUAUAAUACUAAAACAGGAGAGGAGAAGAGAGUGACUCAUGUACAUAGCGGUAGUGGUCGACUAGAGUAUGACCCAAAGAGUGCGGGGAUGCCCUCUUAUGUAAUGCAGGAAGAGUUUUCCCGUUAUCAGGGUUACUGGUGGCAGCCUAUUUCUCCGGAUGGUGUUUAUCGAUUACUGUUUGAAGAAGUUGAUGAGAGUGAAGUUCCUAUAGUUCAGUUUAUCCUGCCUGAUGACUCUGCAGGCAUGCUGGAUGAAUUUAGAUUUCCUCGGGCUGGUAUGUCUAAUGCAGAGUCAACAUUACGAAUGCUAGAAGUAGAAGUGGGACCGGCGGAGGAGUUGAGAGUAACAACUCGACACUUACGUCACGACCUCAAGCAAUUGGCACCUUGGCAUGAGUACUUAGUUCGUGUUGGCUGGGUUCCUGAUGGCAAACAGAUCUGGUGUCAGCUCCUUGAUAGACGGCAACAGCGGCUAGAGCUGAUAUUAUUGUCCUUGUCGUCGUUCACCGGCCAGAAGAGUCCAGCCACGCCUUCUGCUCCAUCAUCACCCCUCCUCUCACCUCACGUCAUAGUCUCCCAACACUCCAAUACUUGGAUAGAUGUUCAUAAUCUCCUGUACUGGUGGACGAGUCAUGCAGAUCCCAGCCAACGAAUGUUGAUAUGGGCCAGUGAAGAGACGGGCCAUCGUCACCUCUAUCUGUUACUGUGUCAGUUGUCUCCUCCAUCUAGCACCGAGGAUCAACCCUCUCACGAAGAUCAAGGUUUGGUGUCAGCACAGUUAGUUCAGAAGAUCGCUCUAACUAGAGGAGACUGGUCAGUUACGGGCAAUAGUCUGUGGGUGGAUGAGACACGUGGCUUGGUGUACUUCACUGGACUGCGGGACUCUCCCCUGGAGCAGCACCUAUAUGUUACAUCAAUAUCACAGCAGGGAGUCAUUCAGCGACUAACAGAACAGGGCUUCUCCCACCAAGUGGCUCUUAAUGAGGACUGUAGUGUGUUUACAACUGUGUACAGUAGUGUGGAGACUCCAUCACAGAGCCAGGUGUUGAGGAUAACACCGCUUGAUGGACAAAACAACAGCGGGCAGCUGGUGUGGGUGUCUGUGUUUGGUGACCUUGUUAAUGAAACACUAUCAGAAGGGCUGAGAGAAAUCAAAUCCCUCGUUGUACCUGAAGUCUUCACUACAAGAAUAAACAGUGGGGACGUAAUCUACUCCAUGGUGUUUAAGCCACACAACUUCACACCAGGAAGAAAAUACCCUACUGUUCUCUGUAUAUAUGGUGGCCCACAGGUUCAGCUCGUCACAAAUACAUUUAAAGGUUUUAGACAUAUGCGGACCCAUAUGCUGGCUGCCCACGGGUUUUGUGUGGUGAGCAUUGAUUCCCGAGGCUCAGACAACCGUGGUGUAGGUUUCCAGGCACACCUCAUGAACAGAAUGGGUACUGUAGAAAUAGAAGACCAGGUGGAGGUAUUGCAGUUGCUGGCAGGUCAGUGUGAUUACAUGGACCUGACACGCCUAGCUGUUACUGGCUGGUCCUACGGUGGCUACCUCUCCCUUAUGGCCCUAGCGCAGCGGCCAGACGUGUUCAAAGUGGCCAUUGCUGGGGCUCCAGUUGUCUCGUGGAGUUUGUACGACACCGGGUACACUGAACGCUACAUGGAUCUGCCCAGUGUCAACCCAGAAGGAUACCGUAAUGGCUCCGUCCUCUCCUACGUUAACAACUUACCUGAUGAGGAAAACCGGUUACUUAUUGUACAAGGGAUGAUUGACGAAAAUGUCCAUUUCUCACACACCAACCAGUUAAUUCAGGCUCUCAUAAAGGCUGGAAAGCCGUACCAACUCCAGAUAUAUCCCCACGAGCGUCACUGUUUACGCCAAUUGGACUCCAAUGAGCACUAUGAGACUAAGCUACUCUCAUUUUUGUUGAAUAAUCUAUGAUGGAAAUGGAACGUAGACUUUGAAAUCUUUGUGUUAUAUCACCAAAUUUGUUUGACAGCGUUCUGGUUUGUUGGUUGUUUUGAUGUUCAUCAAAUAUGUAACUAUAGUGCUUGAUGCUUUUUAGACACAGCUGUCGCAAGCAGUGCAAGCGAUGUUUUAACCCAAGUGCUGAACAUGUGGAAUUCUACAUAGAAAAAUAAUAGUGACAGUGACGAAGCACAAGUCUGUGUGGAAAUGGCCACUGCGAAUAACAAGUUGCAUGUUAUUUGUGACUGUGUUUAUGUGCUAACCAAGAGUAUUGAAAUAAAAUGAGGGCAAGUUUUUCCUGUUAUAAAUAACUCUGUAAUAUAAGGUGAGGUAAGCCAAAUGUAGGUUUUUAAGAGAUAACUGAUGAAUAUUUCAUCAUAUUCUUUAGAAAGCCAUUAGAGUAUUGUCUUGUUGAUAACAUUUUGUUAUUGGUUCCCCUCUCCCCUUAUUUUUUUCCCCAGAUGAUAUAUGAAGUAUCCAUGGGCAAAUAGCAUUAUGUUACAUGGAUCUGAGUGUGUAAAGUUAAAAGUUAAUUAUGACUCAAGGAUGAUGGAAAAUCUGAAGUUGUUUUUAAGUUCUUAGAAAAGGUGUUUCUGAAUGACAAGUGUAAGUAUGGAAUGCUGUGUUUUUAUCAGUCUUAUUUAAACUGUACACAGUUUUUUGAGGGUAAUCACACAAGACCAAGAAGUAUAUUACACCUGCCAGCACUGUUGUCACAGCUGCUGUGGUAGCUAGUCUUUUUUGGUGUUUACGAGUAAUCACCCUUUUAAAUCUGUCGAGGAAUGGGGCUGUCAGCAUUGCCAAGUUGGUGUGUGACAAUGUCUUUCAUGCCUUUUUAUUAUUAUCUUUAUUGAUCUGUUUCAUUCUCUCCAGAUAUUUGUGUUUUUAGAUUACCAGUAUGUACUUUCUUCAUGACAAGAGAAAGCACUGGUUGACUAAUAUCUCAGUAUCCACCUAUUAGAUAGAUGUAUUGAGAAGAAUCAGAAUGUCAAGAAUUAUUUCCAGCAAGUAAAAAUUCACUAAAUGAAUUGAAUACCUGAUAAAGCUUAUCAGACAAUUCAUAAUAUAGGCUGACAGGUGUGGAACAUUAUGGAGAGAUGCUGUAGAGAUAUUUGGGUAAAGCAGCUUUGUGUAACGUGGCUUAGUGACCCGAAUAUAUUGAUAUACUUAAGAUGUACAACCAUAGUUGAUGUAAAGCUGCAGGAACCCAGAGUAUGACAUCUGGCAAGACCAGCCUCUUGUGUUGCUUGGAUGUGACCCACUGUGAUAUUCUCUGGAGGCAUGGCAUCAUAGUGUGUGUAUCCAUGCAUCUAAUUAAUACUUCAAGACUUGGACUUUUCAUAAUGCUAAGAAAAAAAUUGGCCUUUCUUGAUGCUCUAAGAUUUGGACUUUUCACUAUGCUUUGAAACAAGACUUUUUGUAUUGAUGCUUUGAAACACAAACCUUUCAUAAUGCUUUGAUAGGUUUUUAUAAUGCUUUAAGCCUUGGACUUUUCAUGUACAAUACUCUGGAAUACAGAAUUCAUGAUGCUUUGACAUGAACUUUUCAUAAUGCUUGGAGACACAGACUUUUCAUGAUGCUUUGAGACACUGUUCAUAAUGCUUUGAGAUUCAGUAUGAAAUUUUCAUAAUGCUCUGAGACAUGGGCUUUUCAUAAUAGCAAGGUAAUUGUAACAAUCUUUUCCACAAUGCUUCACACCUGUUGUCCACUGUAUGCUUGUACAAAGCUUUUAUGGUCAUUUACAAAGUCAUGAAUUUUCGACCUCUAAAAGUUGUUUUAUAUAAUUUCAGAUUUGUAAUUAUAAUCUGACUGUAAAUUUAAUGGUGAAUUUAGUCUUCAGAUUCCCUUGGUUUUACUUGGUAAUGGAUGAGGAUGGGUAGGGAGUUGAGACUGCUUGAUAUGGUGUACAUAUUUCUGACUAACUGUAUUGGGUAGACUACCCAGUGUUAUUAAGUAAUUCCCAAAUACUCUAUAUUAUUUGACUUUUAAUUGGUGCUAGGUAAACUGCUGCUCUGGUAGAUAGGCUAACAUUCAGGGAGUAAACUGAAAUAACAUACAAAACAGAUGUCCUUGUAUUGAAUGAGGUAUUUAAUGUUAUUAUGACAAGGAAUUAUUUAGGGGCUUGAAGGGGUGCACCAUAUGUGUAAAGGUUAAACAUAGUAAGACUAAGUAAAGUGUUUUAUGACUUGUAAGAAUGACAAAAGCUAUGAUGACAUAGGAUGGGUUAUUCUGAGUUAGUUUUAAGGUUGCCCAUCAGCUCCCUCUCUCUCCUUUUUUAUGCAGUUAUGCUCCAAGAUUUUUUAGUGUAUUGAAGUGACAAUCAAAUUGUUAUCUAAAGCUCUUAUGUAUAUCAGAUAGCAGCACUCAAAAUUUUUGGCCCAUAUGGAGGCAGUGUUAGGGUGCUUCAAAAGUUUCCACCAACCAUUCAUCACAGCAUUUUGCAUAGUCGCCAAAGUAAAGUUUAUAUAAAUAUG